CGGGCUGGGAGAGUCAUGGCGACCACAGCGUCUAACCACUACAACCUGCUGAGCGCUGGCUCCUCCAUAGUGCACGCGGAGCCUGGCGGGAUGCAGCAAGCUUCUGGCUAUAGAGACGCACAGACGCUGGUACAGAGCGACUACUCACUGCAGAGCAACGGGCACCCCUUGAGCCAUGCUCACCAGUGGAUCACCGCGCUGUCCCACGGAGAUGCGGCGCCCUGGUCUACAAGCCCCCUGGGCCAGCAGGACAUCAAGCCCACAGUGCAGCCCAGCAGGGACGAGCUGCACGGAGCGGGCACUUUACAGCACCAGGGAAGAGCACCUCAUCUAGUCCACCCUGGGCACGGGAACCACCACGGGGCAGGGGCAUGGAGGACCACCACCUCCGCCCACCUACCCAGCAUGGCAAACUCCAAUGGGCAGGGACUCAUCUACUCACAGCCUAGCUUCUCGGUCAAUGGGAUGAUCAACCCGGCUUCCGGGCAAAGUAUGCAUCACCACAGCCUAAGGGAUGCCCAUGAGGAGCACCACGGGGACCACGGACACCAACAGCAGCCUCAGCAGCAACAGCACUCCCAGCACCAAGGCCACCACGACCAUUCAGACGAAGACACCCCAACUUCCGAUGAUCUGGAGCAGUUUGCCAAGCAGUUCAAACAGAGAAGGAUCAAACUUGGAUUUACCCAAGCUGAUGUGGGACUAGCCCUGGGCACCUUGUAUGGCAAUGUCUUCUCCCAGACCACCAUCUGCAGGUUCGAGGCCCUGCAGCUUAGCUUUAAGAACAUGUGCAAGCUCAAGCCUUUGUUAAACAAGUGGCUGGAAGAGGCGGACUCGUCCUCUGGUAGCCCCACUAGUAUAGACAAGAUAGCAGCUCAGGGCAGGAAAAGGAAAAAGAGGACCUCUAUUGAGGUCAGUGUAAAGGGGGCUUUGGAGAGCCAUUUCCUCAAAUGCCCCAAGCCAUCUGCCCAGGAGAUCACCUCACUUGCGGACAGUCUACAGUUAGAGAAAGAGGUGGUCAGAGUUUGGUUUUGUAACAGGAGACAGAAAGAGAAAAGGAUGACACCACCAGGAGGGACACUCUCAGGGGCAGAGGAUGUAUAUGGGGCCAGCAGAGACACACCACCACACCACGGGGUUCAGACUCCUGUACAAUGAACCCUCAAUGACCCUUCAUCUAUAACUUUUGAUUGUCUUUUUUA
Bombina bombina (fire-bellied toad) is the source of this 1202-nucleotide messenger RNA. RefSeq names its product POU class 3 homeobox 2 (gene POU3F2). Gene Ontology annotation, cellular component: nucleus. The transcript has a single exon. The record is from RefSeq and is a predicted model, not a curated record. Gene Ontology annotation, biological process: brain development; regulation of transcription by RNA polymerase II. Gene Ontology annotation, molecular function: RNA polymerase II cis-regulatory region sequence-specific DNA binding; DNA-binding transcription factor activity, RNA polymerase II-specific. Bases 16 to 1158 code for a protein of 380 amino acids. Lineage: Eukaryota; Metazoa; Chordata; Amphibia; Anura; Bombinatoridae.